AGUUGACUUUCAUCCUGUUCUCUCAUUCUAAGCGUUAUUACGCCAAGACAUCCUUUUACGGUGCUUCCUCUACUUCUCUUCCUUUUCCACCAACUUUGAAGGAGAGUGCCAAGCUAAUUGUACCUGUUCGCGGCUUGAAUACGAAUAUUUCGCUCUUCUUCGAAGGCAAUAUUCUGCGUUUCCUUUCCUUCCAUUGCUGUCUCUAUUAUUUUUCUUUUAAAUAUACAUAUAUACGUACUGUUUGUUUUUUCCCGACCCUUAAGCGGCAGUGAGAGUGAACGCAUUCGUCACUCUUUCUUCGUCUUCAGCGGCAUUUUCAUUAAAGCUGCUGAAGCAAUAAGGGAACGAGAAAAAACUUCCCUUUUCUGUUCAACAACGGUUUCUUAUCUUUUUAAAGUUCCCCUUCGCAAACAUCCAUAUCGAUAUCUUUUCCUCCACGUAGAACUCAUUUUCUGCUUUGUAGUUGAAUUCACGCGGAGCACACAAAUACAACGGUCACAACCCUUUGCAUUUCGGCUCUCUAUUUCUUCUGCUUUUCUCACAGACCGUUUGCUGUGUUGAACGGCACAUACGUAUUCAGAAAUCGUGCGAACGAGGGAGCCAUGGGCGCCUCGGUUUGCAUUAAUAGGACGCGACCAGACGCAGACAAGAGUGACGUGGCGCACGCGAAGUGCUCUCGUAAGGGAGAGAAAGACAGAAAAACUGCCGUUCUGAACGUUUCACCUCUUUCUCAAAGCUCGCUUCUUUACGAUUGCCAACCGGGUGAACUGGGGCGCCGAAUGUGCCCAUUGUGCGCUCGCAGUAUGCAUCGAAAGAACGCCUGUCGUGACCUGAAGGCGCUGCGGAACAGCACCAGCAUCCUCAUCCGAAGAAACCCCGCUCCCACGACCCACGAUCCUGUGUUGGACAACCUAGAUUACGGCUUUGCAUUUGGCGAUGACCUUGUUGCAGAGGCGAACGUGUCUUCGUCGUCGUCGUCGUCUGUCGUGUCCCUCAUCCGAUCCAAAACGAUGAAACGAACCGGGUUGGGGAGUCUUGCGGAGUUCGUGGCGGCGCGGCCGGACGCAGCGGCGGGCGGCAAUCGCGGAAGUACACCACACAGCGCCGCGUGUUCGGCUCACAACAGAAAGGCAGGAACGACGCAGGGGGCGGGGACACGACAACGGGAUCACCCCGGCAAACCCAAGCGUGCCCGUGAGCGCCACCAAAACAAGCUUUAAAGGAGGUAAGACUGGAGCGAAGGAGAAGCUGCUGUACUCAGCUGCGAAAAGGGUCUGGCGAGUGCGGCCCACGUCGUGGGAAGGCAUCCCCACGUACUCUCCUGUGCGAGACCUCUCCUGCUCGCGUAUAUAUGCGUGUGUGUGCACGGAAGUACCAAAAGAAGACUUUUGGCGAACUCCAUUGCGCAACGCAGUCGUUCCCUCCUGUGUGUGUGUUGUUCAACAGAAAAUAAAAGAUAAGAAGGGCUUCAGAGUUAAUGGCGAACAUCGUCAUCAGAUUGUAUGCGUUUCUUUUAUUUAAAUAGGAAUGACUUUCCUCUUUUCCUCAUAGCGCUAGGCGGCUUCAUAUAUAUAUGCUUGAGUGGUUUUGUAUUUGAUACCUCAGAAUUUCACAAUAAAACGUGUUUUUUUUUUCAGGGGACUCUGUGCAAUGAUUAUUUGCACUGCAUCAGUUUUGUACCGUUUGAGGUGGAUCGUAGGCCAGGUAAUAACAAAAGAGCAUAAAUGCGGUGGCUUUCACAUUUAUGUUUCGAUGUUGCAUUCAUGUGUUUGUUUAUUUCUUGGCAUUUUCCGACCGUUAUCAACGUUUUCUGAACGACUUCUUCUGUUUUCAUUGUUGUUUGUGUAGUGUUCUGCUUCCUUUUUGCGUGAGCUCACACUUCUUGAUUGUUGUCUGGAGUGACGGGGGCUUAACGUUGGAUUUUAGUGCACAGUAGCGCUCAAGUUUGCUCGUACGAGGCGCACGGAAGAGAAGAAGCUUGAAUGUGAACAGGGAAGCCGCGCCCGUUAUAUAUACAGAGGUAGCUCUGUUUAAAAUUAUUUCCCUGUGACGCCAUCAAGUGCAAAAUAGAAGCAGAGUUUUUCCUUGUUGUUUCACAGUACUUCUCCAUUUUCAUUUGAAUUUGAUCGAAUAACUUUUCCCAACACCUUCACCAGCUUUUUUGGUCUUGUCUUCUUUUCUGGAUUUGUUGUCCGUUCCAUUGCAGAUUGAGUUCAUCUCGAAUUUUUUCUCUCAUCGUAUUUUGUUGUUGUUGCUGCUUGUGUGUCAGUGUUUUGUAUCCUGGAUUUCUUUUUUCUUUUGUAACCUUUAUUCCUUUUCAUUUCUCCCUAAUCUGACUGCGCAGCUUAAUGGUUAUCCUGCCUCUAGUAUCUAUUUUUUGUUUCCGGUGUUUGUUACAGUGGAAUGAUGAUCUUCAAAGGCUUUCUUUCAUGGAAGCUGGGUGUGUUUUUGGCAGUGCAACUGGAUGUGCUUCUGUCGCUCUUCCUUCCUGUCUCUUGAACCUUUGCUACGUCUUUUCAUGCCUGCUCUUCUUUUCAUAUUAUUCAAUGAGGCGGAUAUUUGUUAUUUUUUGUUUGUUUUCUUCGGUUGGUUGAAUCGGCAUGCGCAGGCACGGAAACAAUGCUACUCCCCAGAAUGACUCCCUCUUUCUCCCUCGAUUCCCUCAUACAAUCCAUAAAGGUUUUGACUCAUUCUUCUUCUCUAUUUCCUUCUCGUUGCUUGUUUGUUUGUUUGCUGAUGUUAUGAUCUAAUGAGGGGCCGUUCCUAACUUUUGUUUCUCUUGCUUGAAGCAUUUUUUUUUUACUGUUCCUGCGUCAGCUCUACUUUAUUCUUCCCUUCUCUUUUCUCUUUUUUCUCUUUUCUUUUCGUUUGUUAUAAGUGGCAAACACCCCAUGAUUCUUGGGUGCUUUCUUAUCCUCAAAAAUACGCUAGUGGAUGUGUCUGGUUCUCCUCCUCCUCCUCUACGAUCUUUUCGAUGGAAACGAAUACGUUCAAUCUACGUAACAAACGGAAAGGUUUUCUAUCAGAAUGUAUGUCUUCGCUAAUAUAUAUACUUUUCUUCCUACUCGCACAAAACUGUCUCUUGUGUGAGCAUUUUAUUGUUGUGAAGAAUACACAUUGUAACCCAUUUCGUUAUUACUCCUCACUUUCUUUUUCUUUUCAGUUGGCCGUAGGGCCUCUCAGAAUUUGCUCCCUUCACGCGCUUCAGAGAGGUGCUAUAGGACACACGCAUUGGUGCGUGAACGGAGUGUGUGUAUUUCCAGCUGAUCAUGGCGCCGUAGCAUUCAGUCCUUUUUUGUGCGUGUGCACAGAGCCAUUUGAUAUUGUUGCCACAUCGUUUCUUUCGUUUCUGAGGCAUGCUAUUCUCUCCUCUUCUCGGAAGCACGUGAGACGGCUCAAACUGCACGUAGAACCGAUUCCACCGCCGUUGAUCUGGAGUAGCCCACGGGACAGUGUCUGUCCCCCUCUUUCUGUGCACGCAACUCGCCCUUCGCCGCCGGACGCAACAAUCAAAAAAGAAAAAGGAGUUUUACGGGCUUGGUUUUUGUAUUAG
Molecule: messenger RNA, 3553 nt
Organism: Leptomonas pyrrhocoris
Lineage: Eukaryota; Euglenozoa; Kinetoplastea; Trypanosomatida; Trypanosomatidae
Exons: 1
Coding region: 2975-3553 (192 amino acids)
Source: RefSeq, a predicted model, not a curated record